Molecule: messenger RNA, 4092 nt
Organism: Anolis sagrei ordinatus
Lineage: Eukaryota; Metazoa; Chordata; Lepidosauria; Squamata; Anolidae
Product: interferon-inducible GTPase 5-like
Cellular component (GO): membrane
Molecular function (GO): GTP binding; GTPase activity
Source: RefSeq, a predicted model, not a curated record
UUGGCUGCUGUUUUGUGAGGACAGCAUGUUUUCCUGCCUGGUAGCUCCACCUCUUUUCAUGUGAUGGUUUCUCUUUCCUUUCCUCCAGACGAAAGUAUUCUGCUGUUUCCUGCUUUUCCUCUUCGGGGGAAUUUCCAGAAGAGCCACCAUGGAAAUCCAAGAAGUGGACCUCCGAGAGAUGGGCACCCUCAUCCAAUCCCGUGUGGUCCUGGAAGUCUCCAGUCAGGUCCAGUCGCUCCUGGAUUCAAUGGAGACCACGACGCUUGAGAUUGCAGUGACUGGUGAAUCGGGUGCUGGAAAAUCCACCUUCAUCAAUGCGCUGCUGGGACUUAAUGACGGAGACCCCCGUGCCGCCCCUACUGGAGUCACGGAGACCACCUCUUCACCCACGCCUUAUGAACACCCUCGCCUGCCCAGAGUCCACAUUUGGGACUUGCCAGGGACAGGCACCCCACGUUUCCAAGCCGAGACCUACCUGCAGCAGGUGGGGUUUGAGAGGUACGAUUUCUUUAUCAUCAUAGCCUCUGAGAGGUUCCGGGAGAACCAUGCCAAGCUGGCCCGUGCAGUGGCCGCGAUGGGCAAGCGUUUCUACUUCGUGCGUUCCAAGAUUGACCUUGACCUUCAGGCUUCGCGGCAACGAAGGCCGACCAGAUUUGAGGAGGUCCAGGUGCUCAGAGAGAUUGAAGCAGACUGCAUCUGCCAGCUGAAGCAAGGAGGUCUGGACUCCCCCAAGAUAUUUUUGAUCUCCAGCUUUGAGCUGCAUAGAUUUGACUUCCAGCGCUUGGAGAACACUCUCGCUGAGGAGCUGGAGGGUCACAAGAGGCAUGUCUUGCUCCUUUCAUUCCCUUCUGUCACUACCGAAGCUGUGCAGAAGAAAAAAGCUUCGCUGCGCAGGAACAUUUGGAAGAGGGCUUUGAUGGCCUGUUUUGUCUCAGCUUUACCCGGCCUCCCUUUCCAUCUGAACAUCCCCAUGCUCAUCAAAACCCUGGACUCCUAUCGUAGGAGUUUUGGGCUGGAUGAUGACUCUCUGGGAGCCUUGGCCCUCACAUCCUCAAAGGACCCUUCUCAACUGAAAAACCAGGUGUCUUCAACAUUAGCGAGGGAUCUCUCAGAGAAUGCCGUCCAUGUCAUCCUGAGUCAAGCGGCCACUUAUGGAAAGGUGGUUGCUAGGUUAUUGAAGGACCGGGUGCCCCUUUUGGAUAACCUGGUGGCUGGAGGCAUCUCUUUUGUAGUGGCCUAUUACCUGCUCCACACUGCCUUGGAUAACUUUGCAAAAGAUGCUGAGCGAGUUCUCCUCACAGCCUACGAUUUGGAGGAUGAAUUCCAGAAGUCAGUUUUUUACCCUCCAGAACCUGGCUUUAUCUUUGAUUGAAAAUAGAUGGAGCUAUUCAGGAAUAAUUAUGGAUGAUGGGUUUUCACAUCCCCCCUUUUAUGGUUUUCUUGCACAGAGUUCCUUUUUCUCCAACUGAUCAGGGAGACCCCCUAAACGUUUCCCCUUGACAUUAAGUCUAGUCAAGUCCACCUCUGGGGAGUGGUGCUCAUCUCCAUUUCUAAGCCUAAGAGCUGGCAUUGUCCGUAGAUGUCUCCAAGGUCAUGUGCCUGGCAUGACUGCAUGGAGCACUGUUACCUUCCUGCCGAAGCAGUACCUAUUCAUCUCACAUUUGCAUUUUUUCAACGUUUUAGGUUGGUAGAAGCUGGGACUAACAUCGGGAGCUCACCUGUCCCAUGGACCUUCCGUUCUGCAGCUUAGCGGUUUAACUCGCUGUUAUAUGGGAAGGAAUGGGGUGGUAAAAAGUUUGCUAACUCCAUAAACAAUUAAACUGAAUGUAAUAAUAGCAAGGUCAGUUCUCACACAUGGUGGCACUUGUUGUUCUAUGCUUUUGAAUUGUUUCUCAUUUAGGGACACCCUGAGGUGAAAUUUUAUGGUUUUAUUAACAAGAUUAGUUCAGAGGCAGAUUGCUUUGGUCUCCUUCUGAGGCUGAGAGAGUAUGACUCGCCCAAAGUCAGCCAGUGGUCUCUAUCACAAUGCCAGGGCUCUGCCUUUACAGAGGCAGAGAUGAACCAAACAAAAACCCAGUUUGUAUGAAACAAUUUAAUUAAAACAGCUCUUACAUUCUGGCUGGUUUAAUAGUCCAAAAUAUAAAACAUAAAGAUUUCACUCAGCCACAUAAUUUAAAACAAAAACAGCAAACACUGUUGCCGGUUCAAGAUAACUCCAUAGUCAAAAGGUCCAGUCCAGUGGUUAAACGCUGAGAGUUCAAUAAACAAAGUCCAGGGAUCAAGAGUCUAUAUCAUAGUCAAAAGCCAGUCCAAAGGUUCAAGGAUUCCAAAGGUUCAAAAGACAGGUCAGGACACCAAAAAUCCACAAACCUUGGAAAAAACCAGCAGCAUCUACCACUAAAAUAAGACAAAUACUUUUCUCCCAAAGAUUAGUCCCAAUACUAGCUCCUUAUAUCCAGAAACACCCAGCUGCAACCCAUCUUUUGCAUACCUCCACCCUUGAUUGCUUUCACCCAUGAACUCUUAUAGAUUACUCAACCCUUUAGAACUAAGACAUAUAUUAACCCUUUCAUCAUCAACCACCAUCAACUGCAGAACAUAAUACAUGACAGUCUCCAUGGCCAAGCGGGAAUUUGAAUCCUGGUCUGCAGAAUGCUUGCCCUUAAUAAUGUUGAAUUCUCAUAUAUAUGAAAUUUAUUUAUGUAGAUGAAAUGUGAGCACCCUUAGUUAUAGAGGACUGAGGACCAAGAAGAUGGGAUUUUCGAAACCGUAUUUGACUGCACAUAUGUUGCUUCUUUGAGAGAAAUGAUUUUAGGGCUAAGUGGGUUUAACACUGGGAGAACAUGGAGGACUUUAUCACACGAGGCUGAUAAAACACAACUGUGAAAGGAUAAAUGCAUCUGUUGAUGGGACUUACCACAGGACAUUGUGUUUUUCCCCUCGUAUGGCUCUUGAAUGGUGUUUGGGUCACCUCUUUCCAUUGACAGGAAAAUCCAUCAAUGAAUCCAGUAUCACUAUUGUUCCAUCACUUUUUGUUGAGUGAUAAUUCUGUGUUGCAAAGGGUGAGUGCAAUAGAAAAAUAUCAAAAUAAUUGGACCCCCCCCCCCCCACACACACACACAUUACAUGCAUUAUAUGGAGGCCUGCUCUUGGGAAAUUGCAGGUCCACAGUGUAAAAUUCAAGAAUUGGAAGCGAGCACAAGGGCCAUCAAGUGUCUUAUGGUGGCGCGUAUACUUGCACAGUUGAAGCACUAGCUGCAUGUGCUCAUAGUAUCAUAUGACGGGCUGUGGUGACUCAUGCCUUAGCUAUAUCAACCCUCUACAUCUGCAGGUUUGAUCUGUGCAGAUUUGAUUACUCAUGGAUUUAAUGAAAAUGUUCUCUCUAAGAAUCUCUCGGACCUCCCAGUUCAAUAAUGUGGUCAAAUUCCAGGAAGUUGCCCAAGUUGACCUAGAAAUUCCUAGAGAAGUGUUCUCUCUGGAAAAAAAGAAAUAGCACUUUUAUGGGGUUCCUGUGCCCCUAACCAUAGUGAAAGGGGAGGGUUGACUGCACUUUAAUGGGGUUCCUUUGAAAAACUUUAGCUGAAGCCAGAUUGCAGAUGAAGCUAGUUCCAAAGAUAGUACAAUCCCUUUGUUUACAAUGGCCUCCCCGGCUAUUUCCAAACACGGUUCCAAGUGUGGAUUAUGACCUAUAAAGUCUUAUACUGUUCAGGUUGUCUAAAUAAAUUCAUUAUCCCAUAUGAUACUGUCUGGAUUUUUGAGGUCUUUGGAAGAAGUUUUCUUCAUCAUCCUGCCACCCCUACAGAUGUGUUUUGUGGGAACAUCACAAAAGGGCCAGCUUGAUGACUGCUUCUAGGCACUUAAUGGUUUUGAUUUUCAAAUGUUUUUACUAAUAGAGCUUCUUAACCAAAUCUUGUUUGAAAUGUUGUUACUUUCUUUAAUAGACAAACUGUAAAUAAAUAAUGCAAAUGGAACAAUCUUUAUCUUUGAGUAGAAAUAUUUUUUAUAAUGUGACUAAUGGGGAUAAAGUAUGCCUUAUUAAUAUGUGCAACCUAAAAAGUAUUUCUUAUGCAAUAAAAUCUUUAUUCUUCCACA